This is a messenger RNA of Rhineura floridana, 3618 nucleotides long. It is a transcript of the gene SCN2B, whose product is annotated as sodium voltage-gated channel beta subunit 2. The record is from RefSeq and is a predicted model, not a curated record. Bases 217 to 864 code for a protein of 215 amino acids. Gene Ontology annotation, cellular component: membrane. Lineage: Eukaryota; Metazoa; Chordata; Lepidosauria; Squamata; Rhineuridae. The transcript is spliced from 4 exons.
CCUAUGCGGAGAUUCGCCAACCACAGAAUUGACGGGUCCCCCGUUUUUAGCCGCGGCUGCAGGGGCAGCGCAAACCCUCCUGCCGCCAUCUUGGAGCCUGCGCCAUACCUCCACCCGAGCAUGAUGUAUGACUCCGAGCCCGAGUUCUGCAUUUGACCCCCUUCCCCGCCCCCAGGCCAGCAGCGAGUCGCCCUCUCUCCCCGCCAGGCCCCGAGGAUGAGCCGAGUAGGCCCCCGGCCCCCGACGACGCCAGCCCUGGUGCUCCUCCGCCUCUGCCUGGCGCUGGUGCCAAGCAGCCUGAGCAUGGAGGUCAUGGCCCCCCCCACCGUCUACGCCCUGAACGGCUCCUCCAUUCGCCUAGGCUGCACUUUCAACUCCUGCUACCGCAUGGAGAAGAAACAGUUCUCCCUCAACUGGACCUACCAGGAGUGUGACAACUGCACAGAAGAGACGUUCCUACAGUUUAAACUAAAGAUUGUUCCUGCGGAGCUGAAUCGCUUUGGAGAUCGGGUGGAAUUCACGGGGAACCCUACCAAGAACGACGUCUCCUUCACCCUCCACAACGUGCAGCUGGAAGACGAGGGGACCUACCACUGCUAUGUCAUGAACCCCCCGGACCGGCACAAGGGCCAUGGCAAGAUCAGCCUGAAGGUCCUCACCAAAGAGCCCCCAGAGCGGGACUCGACCGUGGCGGUGAUCGUGGGUGCCACCGUGGGAGGCUUCCUGGCCGUGGUGAUCCUGGCUUUGGUGGUUGUCAAGUGCGUGCGGCGGAAGAAGCAGCAGCGGCUGAGCACCGAAGACCAGAAGACAGAGGAGGAGGGCAAGACUGACGGGGAGGGAAACCCCGAGGAAGGCACUAAGUAGAGCAGCGGGCACCUUGCCGGGGAUGGGACCCCUGAGCCGCCCCCUCAUCCAUGCUGUGUCUAAAGCAAGGACCUCCCCAGUGUCAGAAGCAUCCAGACUGUCCCCCCUCCCCUCCCCCAUCCAGACAUUGUGCUACCUGGCUGGCCAGGAGGCGUGCCACAGAAGGGCCCCCCAGGAGCCUUCUCUGGGGCAGUAGUGGUGGACCUCCUGGGCUAAGAGGGGGGCAGCUGGCUGCAUGCCCGGACUGGCAGCGCCUCCUUGCUGAGGUACAGGCAGCUGGGGGAGGGAUCCCACAGGCAGGCAGCUGCUUGUCUCCCAACUUGCCACAGGAAAGGCCUGAGUGCCCUGCCUGCCCGCCCUCUCCCCUCCCUUUCCAGGUUUUGUUGAAAGGCUUGUUUCUUGCCGUCCCCAACCCCCAGGUCACGCUGGGAUGCCUAUAACUCAGCCAGCUAAGGGGGCUUUUAUCUCCCUGAUGCCAUGGGGUGGGGUGCUUAGCAACUGUGCCUGCGGGGGAGCAUUCACCCCCCCCAGGAAGAGGCUGGCUGGGUGGGCUUUCCUCCCUGAUGCAGAAACUGCCACUUCUCGUCUUCCUUCUACAGAAGCCACAAGCACAACCCACAACUGCCAAGCGGAACUCACUGCCAGGGAGGGAGGGAGGUCAAAAGAGGGACCGCUCUAGAGCAGCGGGGCAGUGGCAAAGUCAGAAGUGCUAGGUCCUUCAUGAGAGCCACAACCAUGCUCCCUCCGACCCUUUCUUGUUUGUUUUGUUUUGUUUUGCUGCUGAGUUGAGAAUGAGAUCCUUGUUCAUGCCACUACAGACGUCCCUAGGAGCCAAUCAUCGUGAAAAGGGAGAGUGUUAGCUGCUGAGAAGAGUCUUCUCAGUGGCUGACACCUCUCUUAACUCUGCUUGGGGGAGCAUGUUAGAAGACUCUUCUCAGUAGCUAACACACUUCCCUUUCAUGUUGAUUGGCUUGUAGGAUGCUGGAGACAUUGGGAUCCUGCUCCCAAAAAAGUAAAGGGUCUAAGACCCCCAGUCCUUGGACGACUGCACUCCUGCUCUAGAGAGCACUUCUGCCCCUCCCACCAGCCCCCACCCCCAGGGAUUGCCCCAGAAUCUGCAUUUGCAAACCCAAACCUAAGAAUAUUUGGAAAGGGAGUCGCUAUUUCCUGGUGUGUCCCCCCCCACGACCCCUUGAUGUUUCCCAUGCCCAGGAUAGCGGGGUGGGAGGGAAGGUUGCUUGCUUGCUUCCGGAGAGCCUACCGCCUGUGCGAGCCCCUCCCACCAGUCCCACAGUAUUUCUUCCCGGGGGGCGAGUGCGCGUGGCGCUGAGAAGGUCCUUGGUGGAGGAGAGGCCUGGGUUCCUUCCCUGCCGCCCUCCGGCUUCCUCUUUGGCGGAGCGCAUCUACCUGGCCAGGCCCGCCAGCCGCUUGCUCCAAACCCGAAAGCUCCUUGUGGCUCUGGGAGGGCAGAGCAGGAUCAGGCGCCUCGCUGCUGGCUGCGCUGCCGCCUCGGUCCACCGGGCAAGUGCGCAGCGCCUCGUCCGCUUAGCCCCAGCAGGGCUCAGGCCCUGGCAACCGGAUCGUCCACCCGGCCCGCCCCCUUCUUGUCCAAGCGGCCGGCUGGGCCUCCAGGCUUCCUCGUUGUGCCGCACCUGGGAAAAGAAAGGGCAGCCGAGGAAUGGGGCGGCGGCGGCGGCGGCGGCGCUCCCCAGGCCCAGGGCCGCCCAGGGCCCUCGGCGGGCGCCACGCUCACCAUAGCAGGACUCCGCUCCGCUCCGGCUGACCUGCGAGCUUCCCUGCUGGGCCGCGGCGUCCGCGCCUACCGACGCAGCCCUCUGGUUGGUCAUGACGGGGUCCUUCUGCGGGGAGCCCCACUGCUGAGACGGGGGAGGAGGGUGCGGGCAGGCAAAGGGCGCCGCGUUGGCUGGUUUCAGGGCUCGAAGCUGCCUUUGGCUCUUGCUUGAGGCCUUUCCCCGGAACUGUACUGUGGCUCCCGCUGGGGUGUGUGUGUGUGUGGUCCUCAACGCCCAGGGAAGACGCAGGGGCCUCUGGCUCCCCCCCGCAGCUCGACGGCGGCCCUGGCCGCCUCUCUGUUUUGUCUCGCUUUGCCAAAUGUGCAGUUUGGUUCUCGCCAGAGCCUCCGUGUAGAAUGCCUUCUUGCCCUUUAUGCAUCUACAGGAAAACAUAUAUAAACACACAGAGAGACGGGCACAUAUUUAAGGAAGACGUUCGUUGGUCAUAAUUGGCACACUGGCCUCGUUGUUCUCUGUGCUGUUAUGCUGGGAAGGAGCACUUCUCAGCCUGGGUCUGUCCCGGGAACCCGAGAAAUGAAAGGCCGCCGCACGUCUCUCGGAGCAAGGCGGGCUCUGCUACUUUGCUGGGGCGACGGGGUAGUGGGUGAGAGCGCAGCCUCACUAGCAGGGACCGCGAAGCCCUCGGGGGCUUCCCAGCGGAUCCUGGUUUGUAGGCGCUUAGGGCGAUGGGAUGGAGAGAUGGAUCGAUUCCGAGGAAGCUACAGACCGGAAGUGACAAGAUCCGAACAGGGUGGUUUACAAGAGAUGCUACUGGAGGCCGCUGAUUCAUAGGGUGGCCAUAAGUCGACAUCGACUUGAAGGCACAUCUCUCUCUCUCACACACAGGGCGAUGGGGUCCUGAAGGUCGCUCCCCUAGUCCACCUCGCCCCCACAUAGAGGCAAGGGGGGCGCUUACAUCUAGAGCAUAUUGAAGAAGAAUAAAGAUGACGGUGCCUCUGAA